AUGCUUGGCAUCUGCACCGCUGCUCGCAGUGACUCUUCCACCAGCGCUGCCGAGCUUACCUUUGGCACCGCUCUUGGAGUCCUUGGCCAAUUCUUCGAUGACUCGCCCACCAUACCUGCUGAUGUUGCCGACUACGCCUACCGUCUGCACAGGGCUAAGCAUACUGUCGCUUCCCCCUCACCCCCCGCCAACGAUGUUCUCCUCAGCGUGAAUGCGUCAACCCUGGUCUUGAGAACUGCACGCACGUCUUUCUGCACCACAACACUGUGCGUCCUCCCUUACGGCCCUCGUAUGAUGGCCCACUCAAACUACUGCGUAUUGCUCAUCAACGGCCGGGAAUAUACGGUCUCAGUCGACCGUCUGAAGCCUGCCUACUUGGACUCUGACGCCUUAGCCACUUCUAUCACACUCCGUCCCCACCAAGGCAGUCCUACUCGCCGCGUGUGUUUGGCACCACCGCCAUCCGUGCUUUGCCAGUCGUCCAGCUCACGGCUUCCUCGCUUGAAGGCGGGUUCUGUAGCGCACUACUACGUGCCGCAUUGA
Dermacentor andersoni is the source of this 543-nucleotide messenger RNA. NCBI's taxonomy places the organism in Eukaryota, Metazoa, Arthropoda, Arachnida, Ixodida, Ixodidae. The record is from RefSeq and is a predicted model, not a curated record.